This is a messenger RNA of Cariama cristata (Red-legged seriema), 1563 nucleotides long. It is a transcript of the gene SLC38A7, whose product is annotated as solute carrier family 38, member 7. The transcript is spliced from 10 exons. The record is from RefSeq and is a predicted model, not a curated record. Gene Ontology annotation, biological process: amino acid transmembrane transport. Gene Ontology annotation, molecular function: L-asparagine transmembrane transporter activity; L-glutamine transmembrane transporter activity; L-aspartate transmembrane transporter activity. The coding region runs from base 175 to 1563 and encodes 462 amino acids. Lineage: Eukaryota; Metazoa; Chordata; Aves; Cariamiformes; Cariamidae.
AGCAGUGAAGUGCCUCACUCCCGUGCUGCUGCGGUCCCAGCCUGCCCGUUCGCUGCCCUCCCUGCCUGAUGGAGCCAGCGCUGGCAGAGGACCCUCCUCGAGGUGGCCGGCUGAGCCUGGUGCAGGAACACUAGUGGGACGUGGACAGCAGCGUGUGCCACCCUAGGAAGGACAAUGGCUCAGGGCACUGGGAGCAUUAACAGCGACUACAAGGACUGGGAGUGGAGCGCUGACGCUGGGGAACGGGCCAGGCUCCUGCAGAGCCCCAGUGUGGAGACGGUGCCGAAGACCGGAGAGAGCCAAGGAAAUGGUCUAGGGGCCACAUCGGCUUUGGGAGCUGUCUUCAUCGUGGUCAACGCUGCCCUCGGGGCUGGGCUGCUCAACUUCCCCGCUGCCUUCAGCAUGGCCGGCGGUGUAGCUGCAGGCAUUGUGCUGCAGAUGUGCAUGUUGAUCUUCAUCAUCGGAGGCUUGGUCAUCCUGGCAUACUGCUCGCAGGCCAGCAACGAGCGGACCUACCAGGAGGUUGUGUGGGCCGUCUGCGGGAAGGUGCCUGGCGUGCUCUGCGAGGUGGCCAUCGCCGUCUACACCUUUGGCACCUGCAUCGCUUUCCUCAUCAUCAUCGGAGACCAGGAGGACAAGAUCAUUGCUGCUCUGGUGACGGAGCCCGAGGAAGCUGGAAGCGGCCGCUGGUACACGGACCGCAAGUUCACCAUCAGCAUCACCGCUUUCCUCCUGAUUCUGCCCCUCUCCAUUCCCAAGGAGAUCGGCUUCCAAAAAUACGCCAGUUCCCUAAGUGUGAUUGGCACUUGGUAUGUGACGGCAGUCAUUAUCAUCAAGUACAUCUGGCCCGACAAGGAGCUGGUGCCUGUGGAGAUCCCCACCAGCCCCUCCACCUGGACAGCCGUCUUCAAUGCCAUGCCCACCAUCUGCUUUGGGUUCCAGUGCCACGUGAGCAGCGUGCCCGUCUUUAACAGCAUGAAGCAGCCAGAGGUGAAGACCUGGGGGGCGGUGGUGACGGCAGCCAUGGUGAUCGCUCUCUUCGUCUACACAGGCACUGGCGUCUGUGGCUUCCUGACCUUUGGAGCCAGUGUGGAGCAGGAUGUCUUGCUGUCCUACCCCUCCAAUGACAUCCCCGUUGCCCUCGCCCGGGCCUUCAUCAUCCUCUGUGUGCUGACGUCCUACCCCAUCUUGCACUUCUGUGGCCGAGCUGUCUUGGAGGGUCUCUGGCUCCGCUACACUGGGGUGACGGUGGAGGAGGACGUGGUUCGGGAGCGGAGGAGACGCCUGCUUCAGACCAUCAGCUGGUUCCUCCUGACCCUCCUGCUGGCGCUCUUCAUCCCUGACAUUGGCAAAGUCAUCUCUGUCAUUGGGGGCUUGGCUGCCUGCUUCAUCUUUGUCUUCCCGGGGCUCUGCCUGAUUCAAGCCAAGCUCUCAGAGAUCCAAGAAACCAGGGCAAUCAGCUGGUGGGCCAUGGUCAGCUACGGGGUGUUCAUGGUCACUCUCGGAGCCUUCAUCUUUGGACAGACCACUGCCAACGCCAUCUUCGUGGAUCUCACAGCCUGA